Orbicella faveolata is the source of this 2776-nucleotide messenger RNA. RefSeq lists its product as uncharacterized. The record is from RefSeq and is a predicted model, not a curated record. Lineage: Eukaryota; Metazoa; Cnidaria; Anthozoa; Scleractinia; Merulinidae.
CGCUCAGCACGGAAACGAGGUGAUCUGGAGGAGGGGACAAUGACGUCAUUACCUGCGGACCAGUUGAGCAAAGAGGACAGCAAUGAGGAAAUCAUCUUUGAGAAGAAAGCCUCAGGAAAGAAGAAAAAAACAUCAAAACAAACAUCUCAGUCAUCUUCUAAAAACCCAAGAGAAACGUCGCUGGACAUCCAAACCAGGGAGAAUGGCACAGGUGCGCCAACAUCCAGGACACUUCAUGUAGAAACCGAGGAAGGUAUUCAUUCAACACCCAUAGGCACAGCCACAGGCAUCCCUAGCGGAGAGGUUUGGAUAAAAAUUGAGGGGUCCGAUUCUACGCUUCCGCCAUCAUUAUCCUCGACUUCUGCCACGUCCGAGCCACCGGUCUGCUCGUCCAACGAAACGCCCCACUCCACCCCCGUCAAAUCAUGUUCUGUAGAAUCUAUCUCUACUCCUCCUAACUUAACUACAUCAGAGUCAGACAUGUUGACAUCUUCCAAGGAACCAAAGACGCCGCCUUCCACACCACCAUUGGAAACUGCUGACGAUUUGACGCUUCCAGAUGAAACCGGAUCAACACCAACUGUAGCUAAAUCUACGAUUGUGACAGUUACCUCGGCAACUGUCCUUUCAUUGCCGACUCCUCCCAUGGACUUACUCAGCUCUUCCAAGGAUUCUAAAGAACGAACGAACGCCGUUGCCUUGGAAACAGGUACCACGAACUCUUCGACAGAAUCCUGUAAGACACCAGUUGCUCCAUCCAGUGACGUCAUGAUAUCAAUGGAAGAUGACGAGUUGAAGUCGCCGUUGUUGAUUUCGGAAAACGAGUCCUCGUCCGCGGAAAUGAUCUACGUGAGAGGAGAAUCAACAACGGAGACGAAGGUUGACAUUGAUGUAAAACAAGGACCGUGUAGUGAAGUUAUGAACACGAAUGAUGAUGAAGGAGCACAAUGUGAUAACGAUGACAUGGCUAUGAAAGACCUUUCUGACGAAGGCAAGCCACCAUUGCCCCCUCCACUAACCCAGCCUCCAUCCGCUACCAUGGAACUGCGUCAAGGAAAGUCGGUGAUUGGCGGACGGAAGUCUUUAGAGAAUCGGCGUUUUAUCAAGCAUCUUACAUCCAGGCAACAUUCUAGUGGUUUCCACGGUGACCUUCACAAGGCUCUGGACAAAAUUAUGAUUGGGAAUAAACACAUGGUGGAUAAGAGCAAAGAAAAGAGAAAGGUGAUUAAGCAGCAAACGAAGGAGACAAAGACGUCCAUGGCAGAGAAUAUAAAACUGGCAAAGUCACUCAUAAUGAACGAGCAACUGGACAGCAAGCGAGACAGGAAAUCUGCUUUGCGUCGCCGCGUCAUCCAUAAGGCGCUGUCACAUCCGGCUGAUUCAACCAUUCGAUCCCAUGCUCCUCUCUCACAGCAAGUCGCCUUUGCAAAGUCAGUGAUUUUACCAAAGCCUACUGAUCCAAAGACUGAACAAAAGACCAAGGAACGACGUAAGGUCGUAAACGAAUUGGUGGACGAAUUGAGUAACCCCUCGUUUGAGGACGUCAUAAAAAUCUUUGCUUCAACUUUCAACCCUGAUGAAAGAACACGAGACCUGAAUGAGAGAAACAAAUAUAAGAGAGGUGUCAUUCAGAUGGACGCAGUGUUGCUCAAAGAGAACAAUCAGAAAAGUUCUUUUCCAUUGGACAUAGAGUUUGUCAGAAAUGUACUUUGUGGUCCCUCUACUCUUGAUCACGAGGAAAAUCCAAGAUUGGGAUGCCAGUGUUAUUAUUGUGAGAAGCAUUGGAAGAAAACAGGAGGCCCUCCCUGCUUCAAUCCACCAAGCAAUUACGACAUAGCCAAGGACGUGUAUUUGAUCGAUGGCGAGAUUUACAUUCAGAAACCCCAAACUUCAGUGACUGCAGGCGCCAGCACGAGUGCCAGCAGUUCAUCAGAGUACCGCCCUGGAAUUGAUACUGCACACGUAUUACUCAUGGGUAAGUGCCGGAUUCACGUGCCUGGUAGAUCUGGUCGAUAAUUGGCAAAAUAAAUAUUAUGCAGUCGUCAAGACCUCUGGCCAGGGAGCUGGUUGCGAUACGUCUAGACUUUUUUGUUGUUGUUGUUGCGAUUUUUAAAAAUUACCUUGAAAUUGUAAGAGACUUUGCUAGGAACACUAGAGCGCGACAAAUGCGUCAUCUUUGCGUUGCGACACUGAACACCUACCUCUGAGCGAGCUUUGUACCCAGUUCUCUCCCUCUCACUCUCUAUUUGGCGGGAUACUUUAUGACGUCACUAAGGGUAACUUGUUCCUAGGCAUUAUGCUAAGUUAACGGGGUGUGACAAAUUUAAUAUUGCGUUAUUUUCUAAACAUUUCCUUUCUUAUUUUCUAUUUCAGGCAACUUCACUACGAAUUUCCUUUAAUGUAUGAUCAACUCUCUUUUAAUAAUUUGAUUGGACAAGUCUGUUUCUUUCUGCUUAUUUUGUUGUGUAAAUUGACACAUUUUUACAGACACGUCCUCAUCGUUGACAACGCUGCAAAUGUUGAAGAAAGAAAAUUUGUGAAUGUAAUAAAAUGAAGCUUUUUUGUAUGUAAUUCGUUUACUGUAUUGAGACGGCCUGAAUUGAGUCGCCUGCAGGGCAACAAGCAAGCGAUCGUCAGUGGUCAUAGGACAAUGGCGACCUUUUCGAAAUAUUCCAGCUACUUUUAGUUAAUUGUCUUGAUAUUCAUUGCAAUACUCAUGUAGCGUAUCUAUACGACAAUCUCGAUCGUGAUUGGUUCUCCGCGCGCCUAUUUGUCA